Molecule: messenger RNA, 1083 nt
Organism: Closterium sp. Yama58-4
Lineage: Eukaryota; Viridiplantae; Streptophyta; Zygnematophyceae; Desmidiales; Closteriaceae
Source: the annotation of a GenBank genome assembly
AUGGCCUCGUCAAUCCUUCACUACUCCCGACCGUCGAUUCUUAGACCACAGCAGCACACCAACUCUUGCGCAACCCGACUCGAUACUAACUUACCGCGGAUUAAUGUAGCGCCCUUGCGGACGCCUUUCAAGGUGCAAGCCAGCAGCAGUGGUUAUAGCAGCAGUUUUAGUAGCAAUGGUAUUGCCAGCCGUCAAGACCGCAGCAACUAUAGCGAUGACCUCAUUUCCGCGCAACCCUCGACAUUUUUCGAGGAUCUACAGUCUCACAUCCAAUCAGCAGCGUCGCGGAUUCUUCUUCCCUCGCUGCUCGCGGCGUCGCUUCUCACCACUGAGGCCAUGCUGCCACCUCAGCAGUCCAUGUUGCCGCCUCAGCAGUCCAUUCUGCCACCUCAGCAGUCUGCUGAGCUGGCACCGCUGUCAGGAGCAGCAGCGGAACAAACGGGAGGUUCGACAGGGACGUUAGGGUCUGCAGCUGACGUGGCAGGGGCGGCUGAAAAACACGUACUAAACAAGACAAAUGUGCAGAGUGGGUUGUCAGCGGAGGGGAAGAAGCAGGCGGUGGAAGCUGCCAGGAAGCUGCGCAAGAUGGACGCCUGCGGGGGAGGGUGCUGGAUCUGGCCGUCCAUCUCCCAGCGCGCGUAUCAGACGGCUGAGAUCGUUGCUUACGUGAACGGUGCAGAUUACAGCCGCAUUGUGCCAGAGUACAGCUUUCUGGACGCCAGGGGGCUGGGGGCGUUUGAAGGACAGCCGCUUGAAUCGAUGCGCGAGGGAGACUCUGUGCUCUCCUGUCUUGAUCCACCCUCCCUCAUUUCUCUCACCACACCACAUGGCCCCCAUGCCUCCGCCAUCCCUCCUCUCCCUCAUCUACAGAUCUACCUGGAGGACUCGGUGUCCUCCCGCUGGCGCCCGCCCCCAUUUACUGACGGCACCCCUCACGAGAGCGUGGCAGACGUGCUCGUGAGGGUGACGCAGCUCAUGUCCAUCCUUUUUGUGCCGGGCUCUCUUUUCGUGCUUGUGCUCUCCUCUCCAGGUGUAUCUAGAAGACUCCGUGUCCUCCCGCUGGCGCCCCCCGCCAUUUACUGA